CAAGCUUUCACCAUAGGUCACACAAAUUGAAUGUGAAAUCACAGCAUCAGGUGGAGAAGGAAGACGCGAAAGCAGCUGCAAUGAGUGACUUACCCGUGGUGAAGAGCAACAUGAAUAGCCUUAGCCAGAGGUCGCCGUAUAGCCAGAUCGGGAUGGGAGCUGCCGGGGGCUUCCUCACCGGCUUUGUGCUCCUCAAGGCGAGUAAGAUAAUGGCCGUGGCCGCGGGCGGUACCAUUCUGGCGCUCGAGCUGGCAUGGCAGGCGGGACUGGUCAAGCUGGAUGUGCUCAAGACAUUCUCACAGCCGGAACAGGAUCAGUCCCGGGGGCAGCUGCAGGUCAGAGAAAUGUCCCUGGAGGCAGUGAAUCUUAGCCGCGUUCAGGAACUGGGGGAUAAAGCCAGGAAGGCGUGUGCAACCAGCGGUCGUCUGUGUGUGGCCUUCUUGGGCGGCUUUCUACUCGGCUUCGGAUGGGCUUAACUAAUGCAAAUUAUGAUCGCAACACAUACAUAUACAAUAUUUAAGUUGAUGUAAACGAAAGUUUUCACCUGUAGUGGCCUGCGGGAACACUUUUUUGCAGUUUUUGGGUGCCGGCACGCAGGGAAAGUUUCCAUAACAAAAGCCUUGAACAUUUUAUAGAAAUUCUCUUAACAAAUAGCCAAGCCUCUCUUCACCGCACAUUCACACACACACACCUACAUACUCUAACGUGCAUUUAAAGUUUGUGCUUCGCAUAAAAAGCGACCCAGCAAAAACUUCAAACUUGUAACAAC
This is a messenger RNA of Drosophila mauritiana, 769 nucleotides long. RefSeq lists its product as uncharacterized. Bases 81 to 476 code for a protein of 131 amino acids. The record is from RefSeq and is a predicted model, not a curated record. The transcript has 2 exons. Gene Ontology annotation, biological process: autophagy of mitochondrion. Lineage: Eukaryota; Metazoa; Arthropoda; Insecta; Diptera; Drosophilidae. Gene Ontology annotation, cellular component: mitochondrial outer membrane.